UCUCAUCACAGCAGUUUACCCUCCACCUCCUGAUCUUUGCAGCAGUCCCAAGGAAAGUAUGAUGUUUCCCAGAACAAUUCUUUUGCUCCUCUGGAUGAGUGCUGUAAAUGGAUUUCGCCCCAACCAUGAAUCAGGGGGCAUUGCUCCAGGUGACUUCACUGAUGCCGACAUCACCGAAAAAGGCAUACUAAAGGCUGUUUCUUGGUUCAUGGAGACAGUUCCCCUUCCUGGAAAAUCUCCCAAAGCCCCAGGAGAGCUGGAUGAUAAGAACCCAACGGAAUUGUUCAAAGCAUAUUUUGAAGCUGAUGUGUCUCCUGAUCGGUUUGUCAAAGCCCUUGAGGAAAUUGUCAAAGGGAAUAACCAAGUGGAGGUCGAUAACGGGGAGGACAGCAGUUACUUCUUCCACUGUGGAGAAAUUGCCAAAAGUAUAAACCAGCUUCGAUCCCUGAGGAAGGCCAUGCUAGCGAGUCUUGUAGAGCCUGUGACCUUAGCAGGCUUGGAGUCAGCUCGCCUAAAUGCUGGGAAGGCCCUCCAUGUGCUCCAGAAGUUCUACAGCAACACCAAUUGGGUUGAAAUGGGAAAUGAAAACAUUUAUGAAUUUCUGAUCAAUGAAGACAGUGAUGAUAAAGUAACCAUUGCCCCUGCUUCUAUAAAAACAUGUAAAGACUGCGUCAAAAGUGCCAGUGGGGUGUACACAUGUGUGGACAACAUACUCGUGAAGGACAUGCUCGUAAGUGGGUACAAGAUAUCAGCAACUUGCAAGACUAAACCACAAGGCAAAUGUGGGCAUGGAGGGAAAUAUGAUGCCACUCAAGACAUUUAUCCCACUGGGGGCAUCAAUAAAGAGACUUCUGACCCCAAGCUCUCCCCUCAUGCUGACCUGCACAAGAAAGCAGCCGAACUAGCUAUUCAAGCCACAAAGAAUUUCUUUGUAGAAGGGGGUAACCUCCUCACCAUGGUGAACGAAAACAUCUUCCGGAAGUUUUUCAACCUGGAAGGCUACUCUCUCGUCUUUGUGAUAGACACCACGAGCAGCAUGACUGACGAUAUUGCCCAGGUCAAAGAAAAAAGCAUCGAAAUUAUCCAGAAAUUUUCCACCUUGCCGGACGCACCCUUCAACUACAUUGUGGUGCCCUUCAAUGAUCCAGAUCAUGGUCCAGCCUUUAAAACUCAUAAUGUGAAUGCGUUAAAAAACUAUAUAUCCAACCUCAACGUUGAGGGUGGUGGUGACUGCCCAGAAAUGUCAUUAAGUGGUUUGAAGUUGGCAUUGGAUGAGAGUUUGCCAAGUUCUAAAAUCUACAGUUUUACUGAUGCUGCAGCAAAAGAUGAACAUCUGGAGAGGGAAGUCAAGAUCAAGAUUGAUUCUACUCUAUCGGAGGUGAACUAUCUCCUCACAGGGACUUGCUCAACACGAAAACGCCGAAGCGUCACUAAAAGGAUCACUAGGGCAUCUGAGAGAGGCUACGCAAAUAUCUAUGAAGAAAUCGCUACUUAUUCAGGCGGCUUCUAUGUACUGACCACCAAACCGGAGCUUUCUAGGGUCCUGGGGGUCAUGGAGCUCUCCUUGAAUGCCGCCCCAGUGAAGGUGGCUCAGGAUCGUCUGGAUGGGACCCAGUUCUCCUUCCCAGUGGAUGAGACCCUCACCGAAAUCACAAUCUCAGUCAAGAAUUUGCACUCUAGAAGGUUCAGCAUGACCAUACUGACACCAUCAGGUGCUACAGCAAGGAAUACUAAGACCCUGAUUGACACUACCAACCACAAGAUUGUGAAGGUGUCCCCUAUUCAAGAGAGGGGUUCAUGGACUGUGACAGUCUCUCCCAGCAGUUCCUAUGAGGUGGAAAUCGGAGGCAAGAGCUUGCUUGACUUCUCCUACCAGAUUUUUCAGAAGCAGAGAGACUAUAUGCUCCCAAUCCAGGGACGACCUGUUAAAGGAUCAAACUAUGCUGUUUCCUUGAAGAUGCUGGGGGAUGCCAAAGGAGUUAGGGUCAACCGCCUCGUCUCUGUUUCUGAUCGAGGAACUGCUCGGUCAGUCCCCUUAAACCAAACCUCAGAUGCUCUGGGCAACGUCUUGGCCAUUACCACCAUUCCUUUUGAUGCAUCGAUGUCUCUGCUGAAGGUGGAAGGCCUGUCUCCAAAUAACCAUCCUUUUUCCAGAGUUAGCAGUACCCCCAUCCGCACAGAGUCUGUGGAAGUCUUGCCCUUACCAGGCCAAAAAGGCACAAUGUCACCUGGUGAGAUCCUGACGCUCUCUGUCGUGGUGGUGAAUGAUGGGACACCAGCCUCAUUCUCUUUCAAGGUCUGGGAUGACCGUAGUUUCCUGAGAAGCUUCUCACCAAAAAGCAGUUUUCUAAGGACAGGGCAGAAUAUCACCCUCACUGCAACCUUCGAAGCACCUGUAGGACAGAACAAGUUUGUCUCCAGCAUUGCAACUUUCACAGCUGAGAGCUUUACGGCCCAGAACUACCUGAAGUUGCCCAUUGCUGUGAUCACUGAGACAGCCAUGGAAACUGACAUAACUCCACCAGGCUACACCCUAACACAGCUCAAGAUGCCAUGUGCAGAAGACAGCCAGGACCAACCAGAGUGCUUUCGGCAAAUUUGGCGCAUGACCUUUUCUGUUAAGGAUGAUCACAGUGAUGUCAAUGUUAAAGUCAACCCAAAUCCCACUGGUGUGUCUUGCCAUUCAGCAGGGACUGACGGCGACAAGGAUGUCAUCUGCGACUAUAAGUCGACCUGCUGUGCUCCUUGGGUAGAUGUCCUGAUCAUUGAUGGGCGAGGGAACGCAGAAGCAUUCACUGUGGAUUAUAAUACAACUCUCCCAACAGCAGCCAGUCCUGAGAGCUGAACUGUGUCACAUGAAUGCAACCAGCAAACUAUGGGGGGUUAUUAUAGAUUUAUUGGUGCCAUUUGAUCUGGGAAGGAGCGGCUAUCAAGAA
Messenger RNA from Anolis sagrei ordinatus, 2936 nucleotides. The record is from RefSeq and is a predicted model, not a curated record. Lineage: Eukaryota; Metazoa; Chordata; Lepidosauria; Squamata; Anolidae.